AUGUCGAGGAGUUAGAGCAUCCCAAUCUCUCCACACCUCAACUUUGAAAGAAAGUUCAAUAACCAUAACAAAAGGACGUGGACUACACAGAUCCACUUGCUUUCCACAUUUCACCUUGAAUGUAACCAAAGCUCGGAGCGCAGGCUAUAUUUCUCUUUUUUUCUUUGCUUAAGUGCAAGGAUUUUGUUUUUGUUUUGUUUUUUGUUUGCGCGUACGAAAUGUUUAUUUUGCACUUUUUCGGGGCUUUUUUGCUGCGCUAAUUGUUUAGUUCUGGUAUUUUUGUUUGUUCCGUUUAAGUUUUUUUUUUUUUUUUUUGGUUGUUGCCGUUGUCUUUUCUUUUUUAUUGUACAGGAAAGUUGUUAUGAAGACGACUUGAGUGCUCAUCCUUUUCUUAUACUAUGGAAGGAUCCAGUGGGGCUAGUUUCGGAAUAGACACUAUUUUGUCCACAACAAAUUCUGGCACCUCAGUACUGAUGAACGGAGAUUUUCGUCUCGGUGACAGUAGCAGAACAGCGGAUUUCAGGAGCCAGGCGACCCCAUCACCAUGUUCGGAGAUAGACACUGUGGGAACAGCCCCCUCAUCCCCGAUUUCGGUCACGAUGGAGCAUCCCGAACCGCAUCUUGUCCAAGACAGCCUUCAGCAUCACCAUCACCAUCAUCAUCACAGUCAGGCUCAGAGUUUGCAGCUUUCACCUCAGCCUCAUCUGCUCGGUCAGGCUGGUUGUGCCCCCAGGACUGCCACCUCCUCCUUUCUAAUCAAAGACAUUUUGGGCGACAGUAAACCGCUUGCAGCGUGCGCUCCUUACAGCACCAGUGUACCAUCUCCACACCACAGCCCCAAAACAGAGAGCGGAACCGCCCCGGACGGCAUCAGGCCCAAACUAGAACAAGAUGAAAACAGAAGCAAACUGGACAAAAGAGAUGAUAUCCAGAGUGAUUUGAAAUGUUUGAACGGAACAAAAGAAGAGGGCGAUCGGGAAAUUUCUAGUUCCAGAGACAGUCCACCAGUCCGUUCUAAAAAACCUCGCAAAGCGCGGACGGCCUUCUCCGACCAUCAACUUAACCAGCUGGAGCGCAGUUUUGAGAGACAGAAAUACCUCAGUGUACAGGACCGAAUGGACCUGGCAGCAGCCCUAAACCUCACAGACACACAAGUAAAGACUUGGUAUCAAAACCGACGGACGAAAUGGAAGAGGCAGACGGCUGUCGGAUUAGAACUGCUGGCUGAAGCUGGAAAUUAUUCGGCCUUACAGAGAAUGUUUCCUUCCCCGUAUUUCUAUCAUCCGAGUUUAUUAGGAACCGUGGACAGCACGACAGCGGCCGCAGCCGCCGCUGCCAUGUACAGCAGCAUGUACCGGACUCCGUCCACACCGCAUCCGUCUCUCCAGAGACCGCUCGUCCCCAGAGUGCUUAUUCACGGCCUGGGGCCCGGGGGACAACCGGCACUAAACCCCAUACCAAACCCAAUUCCGGGCACACCGCAUGCUCGGUAAAACAAGAAGACACUGAGAGACAAAUGUAUCACAAGUGAUGUGACAGACUGAACUUUCACAGAAGCUUUUUUUCCUAAAAAAAAAAAAAACAAAACACCGAGAGACGAUUUUUAUCGAAGACAAAGAUGUAUUAUUUAAUAUGGACCAUUUCUGACUUAUAGGCCAAACUGAACCAGUCGAGCCUGUGACCGUGACAGUAAAAGGACUGUUCAUUGUCAAA
Molecule: messenger RNA, 1713 nt
Organism: Danio rerio (zebrafish)
Lineage: Eukaryota; Metazoa; Chordata; Actinopteri; Cypriniformes; Danionidae
Gene: barhl2
Product: BarH like homeobox 2
Biological process (GO): regulation of DNA-templated transcription
Cellular component (GO): nucleus
Molecular function (GO): DNA-binding transcription factor activity, RNA polymerase II-specific; DNA binding
Source: RefSeq, marked provisional